AAGUGGCGGCGUUUGAGAUUUGGAAUUGGGCAAAACGGGAUUCUGGAAGGCGGUGGACUGUUUUCCGCGGCGGUCCCGCAGGCGGGAGCGGUUGCAGCAUUGUUUGCUGACAGUCCCAUUUUUCUACUGGAACUUGUGCCAUUGUUGUAGGCCAUGGCAGCUCGACGUCCUAAUGGGCCAACUCUAGGCAAUAAGAUCUGUCAGUUCAAAUUGGUGCUCCUGGGAGAGUCAGCUGUUGGGAAAUCAAGCCUUGUCUUGCGCUUUGUAAAAGGACAGUUUCAUGAGUAUCAGGAGAGCACCAUUGGAGCUGCUUUCCUAACGCAGACCAUUUGCUUAGAUGAUACCACAGUCAAGUUUGAAAUAUGGGAUACAGCUGGACAGGAGCGCUACCACAGCCUGGCCCCCAUGUAUUAUCGAGGGGCACAAGCUGCCAUAGUUGUUUAUGACAUCACUAAUAUGGAUACCUUUGUGCGUGCCAAGAAUUGGGUGAAGGAACUGCAAAGGCAAGCUAGUGCUAGCAUUGUCAUUGCCCUGGCAGGGAACAAGGCUGACCUGGCCAGCAAACGAGCUGUUGACUUUCAGGAAGCCCAGAUCUAUGCAGAUGACAACAGCUUGCUGUUUAUGGAAACAUCAGCGAAGACAGCAAUGAAUGUGAAUGAGGCUUUUGUGGCAAUAGCAAAGAAACUUCCCAGAAAUGAACCACAGAGUACAACAGGAACAGCAGGCAAGAAUCUAAACAUCAGCCUCCAGGAGAAUACCCAAUCUAGCAAGGGGCAAUGUUGCAGCCACUAAGGAUUCUUGUCUGGCAGCUCCAGUUGGAAUGUGUCUGAAUCAAUUGCACUUACAAGAUCAGCUGCCAGGAUCUUUCC
Molecule: messenger RNA, 869 nt
Organism: Protobothrops mucrosquamatus (brown spotted pit viper)
Lineage: Eukaryota; Metazoa; Chordata; Lepidosauria; Squamata; Viperidae
Gene: RAB5C
Product: RAB5C, member RAS oncogene family
Exons: 6
Coding region: 154-792 (212 amino acids)
Molecular function (GO): GTPase activity; GTP binding
Source: RefSeq, a predicted model, not a curated record